GCAAUACGUAUAGCAUCAGAAAUAAGAUAUUCACAAAAUCAAAGCAGAGAAGUUGUCAGGCGGAAAAUAGCAGAGAGAUCAAAUUUUGAUGAUAGACAUAACGACUGCCUAGAUAUGAUACUAGAAUUUGUAAAUCCUUUAAACAUGGACAAGAGAAUGGGUAAAUUUACUGAAAUUACCUGUCGGUCUUUACAACUUGGUGAUAGAGUACGUCGUGGUCCUGACUGGAAUUCUGGGAACCAGGAUAAUUAUAUGGCUGGAACCGUCGUCGGACAAAUUUCAGAUGGAAAAGUUAUAGUAGAAUGGGACCAUGGUGAACAAAAUUCCAACGUGCAAUGUGACGAAAGUAAUACAUACAGUCUGAGGAAGGUUGAUGAACCUAAAGUACUGGUGGAUGAGAUGACAGCUGUUGGUUGUAGAGUUGUUAGAGGAAAUGAUUGGAGGUUUGGUAAUACCGAUGGCGGACCUGGAAGUUUAGGGACAGUUUUAGAUGUGAGACAGGAAGGAAAAAUUGUGGUGAGAUGGGAUUCUAAAAGAACAGCACUUUAUAAGAUGGGUUUUAAUGGAAAGUUUGAAAUUAAAGUACAUGAUGCUGCUGUUAGGAGCCAAAACACAGAACCUAGAUCUGCAUAUAACAGUGCACACACCACAUACAGUGAAUCGGAGAAUGAAAGCCAUCGCCCAAAUUCCAGAUCAGCUAGACCCAACUGUACACAAGAACCAGCAGAUUAUGUCAUUCCUAUAUAUUCCGAUUCAAUAGUGAGUGCUAUUUGGGAAUAUCAAGAAGGCUCUGAAUGGAAAAAGUAUCCAAAUGAUAUAAAUGUAAAGAUUGAAAAAGCUUAUCAAAGAAAGAAAACAGGGAAAACAAUCAUCGAAAUGGAUCGUACAACGUACCAAAUAUAUUUUUCAAGAAUGAUUCAAGAGAAUCCUAGCAAUAAGAAAGAACAGUCCGUCCGCAGAACAGAUUAAGCUGAGAGGUAAAAAAGAAGAUUUUUCGAAAAAAGAAUGAAAUUUAAUUUACAUUAACUAGUUACAGUAAUUCAUAUAUAUUUCUCUUUCUCAUAAUAUUGUAAGCAAUUACAUCGUUUUGUAUCAUA
Messenger RNA from Mytilus californianus (California mussel), 1097 nucleotides. RefSeq lists its product as uncharacterized. Bases 115 to 969 code for a protein of 284 amino acids. The transcript is spliced from 9 exons. Gene Ontology annotation, biological process: protein ubiquitination. Lineage: Eukaryota; Metazoa; Mollusca; Bivalvia; Mytilida; Mytilidae. The record is from RefSeq and is a predicted model, not a curated record. Gene Ontology annotation, cellular component: cytoplasm. Gene Ontology annotation, molecular function: ubiquitin-protein transferase activity; metal ion binding.